This is a messenger RNA of Gamsiella multidivaricata, 460 nucleotides long. RefSeq lists its product as uncharacterized. Lineage: Eukaryota; Fungi; Mortierellomycota; Mortierellomycetes; Mortierellales; Mortierellaceae. The annotation marks the transcript as partial. The transcript is spliced from 2 exons. The record is from RefSeq and is a predicted model, not a curated record.
AUGCACAUGACCGACAAGGACGGCGAUGUUACCUUGAGCCGUGAACCCUUUAGUGCGGGCAUACGCGACAACGAAGACCGCCACGACCACGAAUUGGAUUACAAAGACGACCUUGUCAGUAUCGAUGGAGACGAGGAUGAUGAUGGUGGCACACCUAUUCGCAAAGACGACCCUGAGACCAGUAAUGCCGAUAUCGAAAGGAUAGAAAAAAGAAGAGUGCACCUUGAGUCGAGCCUUCGAGAGCAUGUUCGAGACGCCGUGAGAGAUUCCCUGUUCUCUGAUCCGCUAGCUUUUUCGCAGACUGGAAGGCACGGCACCAGAUCAGCAUUGGUACCGCUUUCACCCAACAUGGGCGCCCGUACGCCUAUACCACCAAGGUCUUCGCCAGCAGUUCCGAGUCCAAGAAGGAGAGGGUCGGUCAGAUCAAGACACGCUAUGACUGUCAUCGCAGAGGUGCGAA